Messenger RNA from Neltuma alba, 1757 nucleotides. RefSeq names its product putative pentatricopeptide repeat-containing protein At1g12700, mitochondrial. The record is from RefSeq and is a predicted model, not a curated record. The transcript has 2 exons. NCBI's taxonomy places the organism in Eukaryota, Viridiplantae, Streptophyta, Magnoliopsida, Fabales, Fabaceae. The coding region runs from base 145 to 1638 and encodes 497 amino acids. Gene Ontology annotation, molecular function: protein binding.
UCUCCUGGCUUUCUCCAAUCUCCUCCGUUUGCCUUUCUCCUUUCACUCCCUUCCUUCCUCAAUCUGCGAUUUUGUUUUAACUCUCAUUUCCCCAACCCUAGUAGCCUCCGAGAUCCCAUAGCUUAGUUCAGUCGCUUGCUCUCCAUGACUCCCCCGCCCUCCAUUGUCGAAAUUAAUAGGAUUUUAGGAUCACUUGCAAAGACCAAACACUCCACCACUGCUAUCUCACUUUAUGCCCAGGCGGAAUUGAAAGGGUUCAAACCAUCUUUUGUUACACUGAACAUUUUGAUCAAUUGCUACUGUCAAGUGGGCGAUAUCACUUCUGCUUUCUCUUCAUCGGGGAAGAUUUUCAAGUGGGGUUAUCGACCAGAUACGGUAACAAUGAAUACGUUGAUGAAAGGACUCUGCAUGAAAGAUGUAGGGCAAGCACUGGAUUUCCACGAUGACUUGUUGACAAAAGGAUUUUGCUUAAGCUCGGUUACUUAUGGUAUCUUAGUUCAUGGGCUUUGCAAAACUGGACAAACAAGAUGUGCUGUUAAGUUGCUCCAAAUGAUGGGGAGACAGAGAAUUAAAAUUAAGCCGAACUUGGUUAUAUAUAACACAGUCAUUGAUGGCCUUUGUAAAGAAGGGCUAGUAAGUCAGGCAUCUGAAUUGUGUUCUCAAAUGAUCAGUCAAGGUAUAUCUCCUGAUAUUGUCACCUACACCACUUUAAUCUAUGGUUUCUCCAAUACCAACCAAUUGCAACAAGCUCUUAGGUUGCGAAAUGAAAUAGUCAUGAAAGACAUCACUCCUACUCAUCAUACCUUUAAUAUAAUAAUUGAUGUAUUUUGCAAAAGAGGAAAGAUCAUAGAAGCUGAAGCUGUAUUUGCUCAGAUGAUGAAGUGUUGUGUAAAACCUGAUGUUAUUACCUUUAAUUCUUUGAUGAAUGGCUAUUGUAUGAGUAAUGAUGUUAAUGAGUCCAUAGCAGUGUUCAAUAAGAUUAUCAAAGCUGAGUUGACACCUACUGUUGUGAGUUGCAAUAUAUUGAUUAAUGCAUAUUGUAAAUUAAAAAUGGUGGAUGAAGCCCUAGAUCUGUUUAAAGAAAUGCAUUGCAAAAAUUUGCAGCCUGAUAUAGUCACUUACAGCUCUCUUAUUGAUGGCUUGUGCAAAGCUAAGAGAAUAUCACAUGUGAAAGAUCUUGUUUAUGAGAUGCGUAAGUAUGGUCAGGCUCUUAAUAUAAUAACCUACAAUAUCUUGCUAGAUGCAUUUUGCAAAAUGAAACUUCUUGACGAGGCAAUUAUAUUGUAUCAACAAAUUGUCGAUCAAGGAAUGCAACCUACUGUUCAUACAUAUAGUAUGCUCAUCGAUGGUUUGUGCAAAGGUGGUAGGUUAAAUUUGGCACGUGGGAUCUUUGAAUUGCUUUUGACUGAAGGUCAUCAUGUAGAUGUCUAUAUUUACAGCAUUAUGAUGAAUGGACUAUGCAAAGAAAGCUUGUUCGGUGAAGCACUGACAUUGCUUUCAAGAAUGAAAGAGAAUGGCUGCCUCCCGAAUUUGGUGACAUUUACAACACUUGUUGGAGCUCUCCUGAUGAAGAAUGAGAAUGAUAAAGCAGAGCUGCUUAUUCAUGUAAUGAUAGACACUGGUCUACUAAAACCCUAAAACAUGGUUGAAUGCUCCAUUUUUAUCCUACUUGUAUUAAUCGUAAUAUUUCCCUAAAUUGGCUUGAAAAUGCUUGCUUCUUUUGAGUAAAAGCUAAUAAAUUAUUCAUCCUUUUACAA